AUGGCUGCUUCAUCUUCGUUCACCUCCUCUGAGUCUGACUCAGAGAAUGAUGAACAAGAUUUGAUAGAAUACUAUUUUUCAAGAGGUUUUCAAUAUACAACUAUCGUAGAUUUUUUGUCAAAGAAGCAUGGGAUCGAAAUCUCUGAACGAACUCUACGAAAUCGUUUAUAAGAAUACGGUCUUCGACGGAGAACGCCCAAUUUUGACAUUGACGAGAUAUGUCGCGUGAUACAAAGGAAGUUAAACGGUCCAGGUAAUAUGGGUGGAUACCGUUUGAUGUGGCAUGCUCUAAGAACGGAGGGACAUCAAGUUCCAAGGCAUAUUGUGGAAGAAUUGAUGAGAGAACUUGAUCCAGAGGGUUGUGAAACCAGGCGUGCAAAACGUUUACGUAGACGAACAUAUUGAGUACCAGGCCCUAAUUACUGUUGGCAUACAGAUGGAUACGGGUGUAUUGACGGGUGGAGUCGGAAGAUUAUAUGGCUGCACGUGGCAAGAUCCAAUAACAAGCCAGAAAUACCGGCAUCGUUUUACUUACAAAGUGUGCAAACGUAUGGCUGUCCCGUGAAAUUACGUAGCGACUGCGGCACCGAGAAUGGCAUUAUGGCCGGCAUGCAGUGCGAAUUUCGUUCAAGCGGUGACGCUCAUUUUUUCGGCACCUCACCUGCCAACCAGAGGAUCGAAAGCUGGUGGUUCCAAUUCAGAAAAAAUCGUUCCACCUGGUGGAUAAACUAUUUCAAGGAUCUAUGCGAAAGGAAUCUUUUCAAUCCAGAUAAUGACCUUGAAAAGGAGUGUAUGUGGUUUUGUUUUUCAGAUGUGAUUCAGAAUGAUCUGAACUAUGUAAAGGAGCAGUGGAACACACAUCGAAUCCGAGAUUCAAAGCAUGACACAAUUCCUGGCAUACCUGACGAAUUAUAUUAUUUUCCGGAGAAGAAGGGGGGAAUAGAUAAUUUAUACCUUCCAGUUCCCGCUGAACAAAUCCAAUUUGUACAGGAAAAUCUUCUUCAAUUUGAAGAAGAGGAAAAUAUCAUGCAGGAAUACUUCAACCAUAUUUUCGAAACCAGUCGACUUCAACAACCAAAUAAUUGGGAAGAGGCUGAGCAAUUGUAUUCUGUUCUCAUGGGAAUUGCUAAUGGAACAUGA
This is a messenger RNA of Paramuricea clavata, 1140 nucleotides long. NCBI's taxonomy places the organism in Eukaryota, Metazoa, Cnidaria, Anthozoa, Malacalcyonacea, Plexauridae. The record is from the annotation of a GenBank genome assembly.